AUGCCUUGCCCCAAUUCCCUUUCCCAACCCCCCCCUAUCCCCACUCCAAGCGAGGGCACCAAAAACACCACCUCACCACUCCAACCCAAACUCGACGAACGAGCAGAUCACAAAUCUCCUCUUACAGCGGUAUCCCCUACCGAUCCCAAUCGACACUCCUCCUUCACCUCCCCCACCACCGUAAUCCCUACAAGUAUCCAAUCCACUCGAUCCCCCCAAGACCUCACCGCCGAAGGCCUCCUCGCACUAACUUCGCAGCCGCUCAGUCACGGCGGAGCCUGGAGUUCUGCAUCUGCACCUCCCGCCCCACGAGCCCAAUUCCUCUCCCAAGCCACCGAAAAGAUCUACACCUUCUAUUCCGGUGACAUCUACCCCAAAACUAUGCGCCAAAUAGCCGACGAUAAACGCUGGGUAUCGAGGCGCAAGAAUCGGGAAAAUUGCAAUCGAAUUGAAGCAAAAGAAGAGCAUCUAGCUCAGCAGAGAGAGAGAGAGCGAUGGUUUAAGCCGGCGAAGAAAAUCGAUUAUUAUGACGAGGAGGGUGCAAAGAGUUGGGGUGCUUGGGAGAAGAAGAAAUGGUAUGGAGAUUGA
Molecule: messenger RNA, 588 nt
Organism: Botrytis byssoidea
Lineage: Eukaryota; Fungi; Ascomycota; Leotiomycetes; Helotiales; Sclerotiniaceae
Exons: 1
Coding region: 1-588 (195 amino acids)
Source: RefSeq, a predicted model, not a curated record